AUGGCUGUCCAGGCCGAGCAGAUCAACGUCAGCCUCUUCCUCGAUGGCGCGCGCGCCCUGCCGUUCGCCUCGUCCACCCUCCCAGACGGCGCCAUCGAGGCCAACUUCUCCGCCGAGCUCGCGCCGGGCAUGAAGUGGGACCUGACGUGGUACUCGGCGAGGCAGGACCUCAUCGGCUCGUACGGUAGUCUCUUGCGCUUCGAAGGGUCGAUGGAGGGUUCGCUCGUCGGCGGCAAGGUUCUCGGUGCGGAUGGGACGGGACACCUGCAAGGAGUACUCCAGACGGGACAGUCCCCCUUUGGCUUCAACCUCGCCAUCAUGCCGCCUGGAUAUCUCGAUAUCAUCAACACGGCCGGGGCUGCAGAAAACCGCGCGAUCGCCUCCUUCCACCUCGUCUGCUUCGAUUCGAGGACGGUCAGGGUCCCCUCGCUCCCGCCGACAACACCCUCGUCCACGGCAGCGCCGGCCACUCCCUCUUCCGCCACCCGCAGCCUCCUCUCGCCUGUUCAGUCGCCUCAGAGCAGUGUCGCGGACCAGACCAAGAUACAGGAGCUCGAGAAGGAGCUCAAUGUCACGAAGAACAGAGCCGAUCACUUUGAACGCUCCCUCCUCGCCCUCUACGAGAUCGUCCCGCACGAGUCGCGCCUCACCUACAUCGACUGGAGGCUCCGCAACGAUCAGCUCACGCCCGAAACGCGCGUCAAAAUCGCAUGUUCGAAGGCUCGCGUCGUCCAGGAGCUAGAGUUGACGGCUAGCGAGAGCGCCAAGGCCGAGCUGAGCGACAUGCUCGCUUUCUGCAUGCGCCUCGAGCGCGGUGGAAGGCCUCUCACGGCGUAG
This is a messenger RNA of Rhodotorula toruloides NP11, 837 nucleotides long. RefSeq lists its product as uncharacterized. The coding region runs from base 1 to 837 and encodes 278 amino acids. The transcript is spliced from 4 exons. Lineage: Eukaryota; Fungi; Basidiomycota; Microbotryomycetes; Sporidiobolales; Sporidiobolaceae. The record is from RefSeq and is a predicted model, not a curated record.